UUAAGCCGCAAACUCUCAUUGAGGAGAUACACAAUCUAACAGCCGGCCGAAAGGACUGCGCCUAUAUCUCGACUGUAGUUGGUCAGCACAAGAUGUGGGUUGCUCAGUAUUUCCGCUGGUGCCCCCCUCGCACUCUCAUUACAUGUGGUGACCUUCGAACAAUGGGAUAUGUUCUCCCUGCAGCGAUUGGGGUCAAGGUUGUCAAACCACAUGCCCUUGUUAUUGAUAUUGAUGGUGAUGCAUCUUUUGCCAUGACCUUGAACGAGCUGUCAACUGCUGCGCAAUUUAAUAUCGGGGUAAAGCUCAUCAUCCUGAAUAAUGAAGAGCAGGGCAUGAUUACACAAUGGCAAAACCUCUUCUACGAGGAUCGUUACGCUCACUGCCAUCAAAAGAACCUCGGCCUUGUGAAGCUAGCGAUGGCUAUGGGUCUACAAGUCCGCCAUGUAGUAAAACCAGAUCAUGUAUUUAACAGUCUGAAGUGGUUGAUCGACACUGAGGGACCGACUCUGCUUGAGGUUAUUACUGAUAAAAAGGUACCAGUGCUGCCGAUGGUUCCUGGAGGAUCAGGCUUAGAUGAGUUCAUCACCUGGGACCGCGAAAAGCGAAAUAUAAAGAAUGACGAGAGUUGAUGCGCAAACGCACAUUCGGACUUCAUGGCUAACAGCGCUAUCUUGAGAAACUUUAUGGGCCCCUGUGAGAAAUCAGAUGAUAGUCACCCCUGUUUUAUGUAAUAUCCCUUGAUUUACCCAUUUUAAGAAUUUUUGAGCAAACUCUUUCAGGAGGAUCAUGGUUGCGAAGUAUCAAUUACAUUUAAUAUUUACGUACUUCUUUUUGUAUGUAUGAUGGUAGUUGGGUCAUCUUCAACAAAUUGACAACUUCGUGCUAAUGUACACUCUACAAGCAGCACCGAAAUCUCG
This is a messenger RNA of Talaromyces proteolyticus, 917 nucleotides long. Its product is annotated as thiamine diphosphate-binding protein. Gene Ontology annotation, biological process: L-valine biosynthetic process. Gene Ontology annotation, molecular function: magnesium ion binding; thiamine pyrophosphate binding; acetolactate synthase activity. The coding region runs from base 93 to 629 and encodes 178 amino acids. The record is from RefSeq and is a predicted model, not a curated record. The transcript is spliced from 2 exons. Gene Ontology annotation, cellular component: mitochondrion; acetolactate synthase complex. Lineage: Eukaryota; Fungi; Ascomycota; Eurotiomycetes; Eurotiales; Trichocomaceae.